This is a messenger RNA of Danio rerio (zebrafish), 2544 nucleotides long. Lineage: Eukaryota; Metazoa; Chordata; Actinopteri; Cypriniformes; Danionidae. The record is from RefSeq and is a predicted model, not a curated record.
GUGACGAAAAAAAGACUAAAUAAACAUCACAGAUUUUAAGAUUGUCUCUAAUAAUGAAUAUCUUCUGUACAACACUGUCAUCUAGUGGUGUUUUAUAUAUGACUGGCUGAUUCGUUUUUCACAAACAGGAAGUGAUUCUUCUCAGAAAAAUUGAAACUUAAGCUGUUGUCGAAGUGUUGAGUAUUCUCUUCUGUCUGUGAGUUUGUGCUGUAAAAUGGCAGAAUGUAGUAUUUCAGUGGCUCAGGAUCAGUUUAGCUGUUCAAUCUGUCUGGAUCUACUGAAGGAUCCAGUGGCCAUUCCCUGUGGUCACAGUUACUGCAUGAGCUGUAUUUCAGACUGCUGGGAUCAGGAUGAGCAGAGGGGAGUCUACAGCUGCCCUCAGUGCAGACAGACCUUCACUCCAAGACCUGCUUUAGGGAAAAACACCAUGCUGGCUGAAGUGGUGGGGAAACUCAAGAAGACCAAACUACAAGCUGCUCGUCCUGCUCAGUGUUACUCUGAGUCUGCAGAUGUGGAGUGUGAUGUUUGUACUGGAGACAAAAACAAAGCCGUCAAAUCCUGUCUGAUGUGUCUGAACUCUUACUGCCAAAAUCAUCUUGAGCAACACGCGAGUUUCUUCAGAAGUAAAAAACACAAUCUCAUGGACGCCACUGGACGACUGCAGGAGAUGAUCUGCCCUCAACAUGACAAACUACUGGAGGUUUUCUGUCGUACUGAUCAGUGCUGUAUAUGUUAUCUGUGUACAAUGGAUGGACACAAAAACCACAACACUGUAUCAGCUGCAGCAGAAAGGACUGACAAACAUAGGCAGUUGGAGGAAACCCAGAGUAAACUCCAUCAAAGAAUCCAGAGGAAACAGGUGGAGUUUGAGGAGCUGAGAGCAGCUGUAGAGUCUCACAAGUGCUCUGCACAGGCAGCAGUGGAAGACACUGAGAGGAUCUUUACUGACCUCAUCCGCUCCAUUGAGAGAAGCCGCUCUGAGGUGACGCAGCUGAUCAGAGAUCAGGAAAAGGCUGCAGUAAGUGAAGCUGAAGGACGACUGGAGCGACUGGAGCAGGAGAUUGAUGAUCUGAGGAGGAGAGACGCUGAGCUGGAGCAGCUUUCACACACAGACCAUCACAUCCAUUUCCUCCAGAGUUUCCAGUCUCUCUCUACUCCUCCUGGAUCUACAGACUCAUCCAGCAUCACUGUCAGCUCUUCUCUCUCUUUUGAUGAUGUUGGUAAAUCUGUGUCUCGACUGAGAGAGAAACUGGAGCAUUUCUGCAGAGAGGAGAUAGAAAAGAUAACUUGGAGAAUGAGAGACUAUAAAGGCACCACUCCCACUCCUGAACCAAAGACUCAUCAGGAGUUCCUUCAAUAUACCUGUUGGCUCUUCUUGGAUCUAAACACAAUGAAUAAAAAUCUGGUGCUGUCUAAAGGGAACAGAGUGAUUGAACUCAGUUCUACAGUCCAGCAGUAUCCUGAUCAUCCAGACAGAUUUGAUUGUUGGCAUCAGGUGUUGUGUAGAGAGAGUGUGUGUGGACGCUGUUACUGGGAAGUUGAGUGGAGUGGUUCGGUCGGUAUAUCAGUGGCGUAUAAGAGCAUAGGCUGGAAGGGACAGGGAACUGAGUUUGGAUAUAGUAAUCAGUCUUGGUGUUUGUUCUGCUCUGGCUCCAUUUGCACUUUUGUGCAUAAAUCAAAACACACCGUACUGCCAUUAGUGUCCAGCUCAUCUAGAAUAGGAGUGUAUGUGGAUCACAGUGCAGGAACUCUGUCCUUCUACAGCGUCUCUGACACAAUGAGUCUCAUUCACAGAGUUCACACCACAUUCACUCAGCCGCUCUACCCUGGGUUUGAGUUAGUUUCAUACAAUCCUUGUGGAUCAAAAUUGAAAUUGUGUGAAUUAUAAAUAUGAUCCGAAAUAUGAUUUAAAAAAAAUAUUUUUAGAAAUUCAAGCUUCUUGAUAAUUCAGCAGUUGACACAUUUAAUCCUUAUAUUUUUUUAAUAAGUCCAAAGUAAUGAAAUAGCGAUUUAUUAGUAUCUAAAUUUAACUCUAGGCAUUAAUUUAAAAUUUGAUAGUCAUGUUAAAAAUUAAAGUAAGAAAGUUAAGCCAAGUCUAAACUGUUUUCGUUUUAUAAGAAGGUUUUUAACAUAUCGCACUGCAAAAUUAUACAUGCACACAAUGAUAUUCUCUCACUUGACGUUUUGCAUUACAUCUUGGUCACAAGCUUUUUUAACUACAUUGAAGCCUAUUGACUCAAUCUAAAAACAAGCAGUUAAAAUUAUGGACUUAAAGCCUAUGCGAUGGCAUCAUUGUGAUGUUUUAUUUAAACAUAACCUGUUUAAUUUUGAUAGUUUUAUUCAAUUUAGUUAUCUUAAAUUGUUUUUUAAAUGUUUAAAUAAUCAUGUUCCAAUCCUGUUUUCUAAGCUAAUCAAUCGGCAUCAAACCUCCCACAGAGUUACACGGGCAACUGCUAACGGUGACUGUCUAGUGCCAAAGUGUAAGACCUCAUUUGGUCAAUCUGUCUUCUCUGUAAAGGGAGCCAAACUGUGGAAUGAUUUACC